Molecule: messenger RNA, 709 nt
Organism: Nothoprocta perdicaria
Lineage: Eukaryota; Metazoa; Chordata; Aves; Tinamiformes; Tinamidae
Gene: SPX
Product: spexin hormone
Exons: 6
Coding region: 144-497 (117 amino acids)
Biological process (GO): positive regulation of gastro-intestinal system smooth muscle contraction
Cellular component (GO): cytoplasm
Molecular function (GO): neuropeptide hormone activity
Source: RefSeq, a predicted model, not a curated record
ACAAGAGAUCUGGUCAGAUUCCUCCACCCUGCCACAGAAGGGGAGGGGUCCUUCACUCUGAAGAUUUAAAAGGGACCCCCAAAUUGCUAGGAGAUCUUGUAACUCUCUCCCAAGAAGACUGCAGAUUUACAGCUGAACUAAGUAUGAAGGGGCUGCGUAACCUGACAGCAUCUGUGAUGGCCCUGCUCCUUGCAGCAUCCUUCAUCUCUUCCUCCUGGAGUGCUCCUCAGGGUCAUUUCCAAAGGAGAAACUGGACACCUCAAGCUAUGCUCUAUUUAAAGGGUGCACAGGGACGUCGAUUCAUCUCAGAGGAGAGCCAGCAAAAAGAUCUGUAUGACAGAGUGCAGCUUGAAACACGCAGCCAAAGCUCAAAUCCUUUAUCUCUACCUGAAGCUGCAGCCCUAUUUCUUAGUUCCUUGCAGAAAGCACAAGAAGAAGUUGACGAAGAAACCAGUGAUCACCCUGGAUACUUGACAGACAAUCUAUCAAAUUGGUGAAAUAUUCCGAAUUUCUUUAGCGUUCAUAUGCUGAAAUCAUGAUUUGAGUGAAAAGAAUAUUUAAUUCCUUCCAUCUCCACCUAAGUUCGAAAAGAAUGAUGUACAUGUUCAUUCCAUUAUUUUGAAAGCAAAGUCAUUAAAAGUUACCCAUUCUGAUAAGAAAUCACUUGUAAAGUUCCAGUCUUGUUUAGACCAUUCUGCAUGUACCACCC